Miscanthus lutarioriparius is the source of this 222-nucleotide messenger RNA. The record is from the annotation of a GenBank genome assembly. Lineage: Eukaryota; Viridiplantae; Streptophyta; Magnoliopsida; Poales; Poaceae.
AUGGGAGACUUGCCAUCGCCAAAACCCCACAAGACAUCAUGGCCGGAGCUGGUGGGCUCGCCGUAUUUCCGCGCGGGGCUCAUCAUCUGGUUCGAGAGGCGGGAUGUGACGGUCAUCUUCUUCACCGUCAGUGACACCCCACCCCGGGGCUUUGACCCCAAGCGUGUCGUCGUCUUCGUCGAUGCCAACCAGCGCGUCGCCUUUACCCCUAGGAUCGGCUAG